AUGGCGACACGAAAUCUCGGGACGAUGUCGGACUCGGUCCUGCAAGACUACCACACCAGGCGGCAUACGAGCGGCCUGAAUACCGAGGAACUCGAGGCGCCACUCGCGCUCGUCCACAGCACGAGCCGAAUCAAUUGGCUGACUGCACGAUACGACCCCGACGACUCGCAGCGGCUGCAGCUGCUCGCCACGGGCGAGGGUGGGUUUGAAGAGCUACUGGGCAGCCUCGACGACAACCUCGUCAUUUACGGCUGCUUCAUGUUUGCGGCGGCCAAUCAGGUCAAGUGCGCAUUUGUGAGCUGGGUUGGCGAGGGUGUGAGCGGUCUCGAGCGCGCACGCGUGAGCAUGCACCGAAGCGACAUGCAGGCCUUCGUGCAGCCUGUGGCGUCCUUCGACAUCCAGGAGCGCGAGGUGCCAGCUGCUCUCUCGGCCGCUGUCAAGGCGUCGAUCGCGACUCAGGCGAGGCUGGCGCGUCCUCGACACGCCUUGAGUUGCGUCCAUAGGCACUAUGUCUACGGCGAGCUGCGCAUCCCCUUCGAAGCGGAGGACGGGUGGAUGCGCGUUCGUGAGACGUCGCUGCCGCAAAAUUGGCUGCUGCUGAGCUACUCGCGGGCCGACCCCGACUUGGUCGAGAUUGUCGGCGAGGGAGACGACGGCCUCGCCGCGCUGCGCGCCGCUGCUUGCGACUCCGGCCGCGUCUACUGGGCCUUCUUCCUGGUCGUGGGCGUCGACACCCGCCGCGGCGUCGUCUCGCGCCGGCCAAAGUACGUAUUUGCGACGGUGGGCGGGGCGGAGGUGGACGUGCGCACGCGGACGCGGGCGCUGCUGCACACGGGUGCGGUCGGCGCGGUGCUGCAGGAGGCACACCUCCACUGCGAGGUGGAGUCGGCGGAGGAGCUCAGUGACGCAGCCGUGGCGGCCCGGCUGGCGCAGAUAGGGGGCGCGCACCGGCCAAACGGCUACGACUUCGGCGACGGCGGCGGGGCGGUUCGGGUGGAGGAGGAGUGA
Molecule: messenger RNA, 1008 nt
Organism: Emiliania huxleyi CCMP1516
Lineage: Eukaryota; Haptophyta; Isochrysidales; Noelaerhabdaceae
Exons: 3
Coding region: 1-1008 (335 amino acids)
Molecular function (GO): actin binding
Source: RefSeq, a predicted model, not a curated record